Messenger RNA from Nematostella vectensis (starlet sea anemone), 5523 nucleotides. RefSeq names its product neurogenic locus Notch protein. NCBI's taxonomy places the organism in Eukaryota, Metazoa, Cnidaria, Anthozoa, Actiniaria, Edwardsiidae. The record is from RefSeq and is a predicted model, not a curated record. The transcript is spliced from 18 exons. Bases 166 to 3885 code for a protein of 1239 amino acids. Gene Ontology annotation, molecular function: calcium ion binding.
AUAAAUGAACACUAUCAAUCCAAGUAUUAACAAAAAUAUGGGUCAAGAAGAAAACAAAAACAAAAGGCUUUAGGCUGAAUAUUCAUUGUUUUUAAAUUUUGUUUUUAGUCUUUGUUUCAGUUAAUGAUGACUAUUUAUAAAUUUUGAUAACUCUAAGAAGAAAAAAUGCACUUUUCAAGGCUAUUCAAGUGCUUAGCGGUUUUCUCUGUCAUUACACUUGUAGUUUCGGUCAAGAGGCACUUCAAAAGAAGUCCAAGUUUAAAAUUCUUCGAGAAAAGAUUUUUAGACAAGACAGGAAAGCAAGGCGAGGAAAAUGUAAUGCUGAGAAGAUUGAGAAGAAAAAGCAGCGAAACGAAACUUCUGGAAACAGUGCAUGAGAACCUUGGGGACUCGAUUGAGCUUUUUACAAAUCAAGAGCAGUUACUACACAGCUACACACAAGGGUUAAAUGGUGAUAAGCAUGUCUUAGAGAAAAAUGAUCAAGACGUGCAGAAAGAAGAAAAUAAUAGUCAAUACGCAGACGAUUUUGAGAAUGAGAUGGAAAGUACGAAGACACAACAAAAGCAGGUUGAAACGCGGCCACAAAAUCGAGUAGCUGCUACCGGAGUUUCCAGCCAAGGACCAGAUUAUAAGAACGCAAAAUUUGCCGAUGAUUAUGAGAAGGAGAUGGAAAAUGCGAAGAGAAAGCAAGUAAAAGACGGUGAAAGUCAAGAUAGGGAUACUGGGGAUGUUGCGGGUGUGGAUUUAAGUACAAGAACAGAACAGAAAAAUGCAAAAUAUGAGGAUGGGUAUGAGAAGGAGAUAGAAAAUGCGCAGACAAACGAAAACCAACAAUCAAACAGCAAUUAUAAAGGUUCGAGUGAUGGAAACAAGGUGAAAUACGCUGAAGAAUUCGAGAGAGAAGUAGGGAGUGAAAUAAUGCAUGCAAAACCAAUAAAUCAAAACAAAAAAAGCAACAACGAUAAAGCAACGACAGAAAAUGUUUUGGAGAAACAAGAAAUAAACGAAAAGUUAAGAAACGAUAAAAAGUUCGCAGAUGAUUUUGAGAAGGAAAUGGAAAGCUCAUCACAAGGGAAACACCAACAGAACAAAAAACAAAAUAUAAUAACAAAUACCUGGAGUCAAGGGCCUGGGAAUGAUUCAGUAACAAGUAGUGAAAGCAUGAAUAAUGUUAAAGCAGCGGCAAAUACACUUCAGGUUAAACCGCUGACCAAUAUUGGUUAUCAAGAUCAAACACAAAAUGUGAUGUCCAAAGAAGACGGUUCACAAACAUACAGUAAUACAAGUGCGAAAAUAUCGCCUACAGAAAUAAAAGUAGGUCAAGUCGAAGCGGUAAAUUCUAAUCAAGGCCAAGGUCAAGCUAAACUCGGUUCAGAUCAAAUGGAUUCGACAAGCAAAAAUAUUUCCUUAUAUGGAAACCAAACCAAACCUGGUCAUGUGACUGGUGUAGCAACAUUUUAUAAAGUAGGGGAGCCAAUCUAUUUCAAUCAAAACAAUCACGUGACUAACGCCACUGCAGAUGAUACGGCAACUCCAGCUUACACUGAUCGUGUGAAUUCCCCAUCCCCUUUUAACAGUAAUGUUACAGCCACACAAGGAAUGUCAAGCCAACCUGUCAAUCAAACAAAUCACGUGACUUUAAAUGUCCCAUCGGCAGUAGAGCAACAACAACCUUUGAGCAUGGCUGACAACGUUACAACCACGGCAAUAAAAGUCCCAAGCCUUAAUGAGACAAGCCUGAAGCCUUUCAGCGCAAGCAACAGUAAGGAAACAACAGUGGAAGCGAUAGCACUGAACAGCAAGGGGGAGGGCGCGAUGGCAGAUGAUGGUCAUAAGAAUGCUAGUAAAUGUGCUGACUCUGAGGGUAGCACGGAGGAUUGUAAAGUCGAGCCGUUACCUGUACAAGGAGUGCUUUUCAAUCCAUGUUUGAACGGAGGGAAAAUCUGCGCGUCGCCGUACACCUCGAUGGCUUGCUGCUGUCCAGCCGGAUUUAAGGGGGAGAAAUGUGAAGAGCUGAUGUACUGUAGAAACGACUCUAAUCCUUGUAUGAACAAUGGAAGUUGCAUCGAGACAGACUAUGGCUUCAGAUGUAUCUGCAAAGAGGGAUAUGCAGGGAUUGUUUGUGAUGCUGUUACAUACUGCAAGCCGAACCCUUGUAAGCACGAUGCCUCGUGCGUAGAACAACCCAGUGGAUUCCACUGCUUGUGCCCUCAUGGAUACCAAGGAACAAAAUGUGAAGACGUUGAUCCAUGUGCUACAAAUCCGUGCUUCAACGGUGGCAUCUGUACUGAAGUUAAAGGAAAAGCAAACUGCACAUGUCUUAGUAAAUACAAAGGCCCUUACUGCCAAGAUGAGCUUAUUUGCUUUCAAAAUCCUUGUCAAAAUGGAGGAAGAUGUGUCGAGAAUAAACUGCUGCCGUGUGUCUGCGCCCAGGGAUACAACGGUCGCUACUGCACGGAGCACGUCUGCUCUUCUAAUCCAUGCGAAAAUGGAGGGCAAUGUAAAGUGAUCCGCGCCAAGACUGGAGGUGACGGCUUUUGGGGAUACAAAUGCGCCUGCUCUAUAUACUACACUGGGAAGCACUGCGAAAUUCCCCAUUACUGCGUCAAAAAUCCCUGCAAGAACGGUGCCACUUGCAUCGAUCCUUACGGACAAACAAACAACUCUAAGCGCUGGGUGGUUCAUGCGCAUGCGUACCCCUACAUAUGCCAGUGUGUACCAGGAUUUACCGGGAAACAAUGUGAAACGGACAUCUGCUCACUUUGUGGUACGCAUGCUCAGUGUGUGAAUCACCGCUGUGUCUGUGCAGCUGGAUUUGUGGGCGAUGGUUAUGAGUGCAAAACUGUUAAACAACCAUGCUCACCAAACCCUUGCCAUAACAACGGCACAUGUGAAAUUGGACCGGAUAUGACGUAUGACUGUGUGUGUUCAAAGGGCUAUUGCGGGCGUCAUUGCGACGAGCCUUGUGACCAGUGUAAAAUUCACCCUUGCAAAAAUGGCGGGAAGUGCUAUCUCCGAGCAUCGGGCGAGCGCUACUGCGUCUGCGCACCUCCAUAUACGGGAAACGACUGCUCAGUCAAGAAAGAAAACCUAUGUGAGCCAAACCCGUGUCUCCACAAGGCAGUCUGUCAAUACUCCGAGGAUAAACAUGACUACACGUGUGUCUGUCCAGGACACUUCACAGGGAAGCACUGUGGCCAGUGCAACUGUCCAAAAGCGCAGCCACUCCCUGAUAAGAAAACUUGGGAUGCGGUUUGUGAUGCUGUUGGGGAUUGCAGAUGCCCGGAUGUCGAGGGUUCACAGCUGACACUCACAGAGAAAGGAUGUGUGGUUGGGGCGAGUAACCAAAAGUGUCCCUACAACACAUGCUUGAACGGAGGCACAUGUGUGAUAGAGAGAGGUGCCGAGGUGUGUUACUGUAAGUCCCCGUACUAUGGGGAUAAAUGCCAGUAUCUGUUUUGCAAGGAAGCACGUCCGUGCAAAAAUGGUGGAACAUGUGUUGAUACCGGCCCCAAGUUAUACGCGUGCAGAUGUGCACCGGGAUAUACAGGAAAAAACUGCACAGAACCAAGCCCUAUAGUAGAGCCACACUGCUUGCCUCACCCUUGUAAGAAUGGCGGAAGGUGCAUUGAAAGACAGUAUGGGUACGACUGUCAGUGCGACGUACGCUACACCGGUCCACAUUGUGAAGUUGACCGCUGUGCCGACUGUGAUGCGAACGCGGAAUGCUGUGAUGGACACUGCACCUGUCGUUAUGGUUACGUAGGAACGGGCUACAUCUGCGAGAGAGAUAACGAUGUGCCUCUGACGUGUACCCCUCCCUGCCCUGUUAGCCACGAGUGCAUACAGGGCCAGUGCGUCUGCCUACCCGAGGCUGUCUGCUGACCACUCCAUGACACAACGCAGGCUUAACUCCAAAAAGGUUUACGUCCACGACCGUAGCAGGCCUCGAAAUAUUGGACGUGUGUGUGUGUGUGGUGGGGGGGGGGGGGGACAGAGUACAGAAACAUUAAAAACAUAUUGGGGGGGGGGGGGGUCACAGCCACGCCCCUGCUGGUCAUUUCCUUAUAAUUUUUCAAAAGAUUGGGGGGCACGUGCCCCCAGUGCCCCACCCCCUGCUAGAGCCUUGACGUUUCAAAAGUAACUCUCAUUUAACUAGUUGAUACAACUGUAAUUCAGUUAACAUAUAUUCCGUCGUCAUUAUUUGAAAAAUAAUGUACAUUUAUCGUCUUGAACCCCCACCUCCCUUCUACCCAAUUCAGCCCCCCCCCCCCCAUCUUAGAUUUAGCCUUCCCUCUAACGCCUUAAAUUAGAUAAAAACAAAAAACACACUGGACACGAUCUUUAAUGUUUUUUUUCCUCAUUGAUACUUUUAUUGAAAAAAAUUAAUUGACCUGGUUGCUAAACAUGUAUGAUAUGACUUCAUAUACAGUUGACCGUAAAACGAAUAUUUUACAUACAAAUCUUAAUUUUAGAACAUCUUUUUACGAUGUACAUGACAGUCUUGAUAUAAAAGUUACUCUCGGGUGUACAUAAUUUUUAAUAUCAUUUCACAUAAGUGGGGUUUUCCUUUGUGCCCUGGCAUCUCUUGGUAAUUCAAAAGAUAUUCAAGACCAUGAUCAAAUGUUAAAACCGUAAACUACGUGGAUGCUCGCACUGUAUAAUGCGUACAAAAAUGUCAAGAAGCAAUAAUUAUUAUACACAAUCAUAAUACAACGCCUGUUAUGAAUACACAUGUAAACAUAUUCUGUGAAGUUAUACUUGAUACAAGCACGUUCGUCAAGCACAGGGCAGAUCGAUGUGCACAUUCGUCUCAUAUGGGACGCAGCACUAGACCUUAACGCAGCUAUGAUUUUGUAAGUGAUAUCCCUUGAUACAAGCACAGUCUCCAUCAACGCAGUACGCGUUAAGAGGACACAUGAAGCACUUGCUCUCCGCUAAAAAGAAAAUGAAGUAAAUAACCAAUCAAAGUAAACCUGUCAGAUGAUGGCGCAUGGUAUGGUCACCAUAGGGGCGAAGCGAGCAAUGAUUUCCAGCUACGCCCAAAGUGGAUCCCCCGGAGCUCACCUUACCAUAUAUUAGAGAGUUUAAGCAAGUCAACACGAACUGCACCAAAAACGGCGCGCGCGCUCACGAAUUGCUGAAAAACGGCGUUGACGUCCGUGACAGGAAAUGUCGAACGGCAUUUUCCCAAUUUUUACGUUCUACGCGCGCGGUCACGGACGUCAACACCGUUUUUCAGCCAUUCGUGAGCGAGCGCGCCGUUUUUGAUGCCGUUCGUGUCGACUUGCUUAAGCUCUCUAUUAUUAGGGGAGGGUGGCUUUUUUAUUACUAGAUACGUUGGAUCUAAAGCCCAUGGAAACGGCUCCAGUAUCAUUUGUCAGGUAAUGUCAGUGAUCUACUUCAGAGCUGUUGUGAAGAUAUAUGUAGUUUCAAGAUACCUUUCAAUUUGGUGAUGACGUAACAGUGUAAUUAGCUAGCUCACAAUGUUGUUUUAGUUGGAAAUAAACAUGUAAAACACCA